AGUCCAGCCCUCAAAAAUUUCCCCCAAAACUCCUGCCCCUUCUUCUUCUUCUUCUUGCCGAGGAAGCCAAAGCAGCGGGAGCAAAGCGGAGCGCAAUGGCGGGGUCGUCGGAGCCGACGCGGGUGAUGGUCGCGGUGAACGAGUCCUCGAUCAAGGGCUACCCGCACCCCUCCAUCAGCUGCCGCGCCGCCUUCGACUGGAUGCUCUCCAAGCUCGUCCGCUCCAACGCCGCCGGCUUCCACCUCCUCUUCCUCCACGUCCAGGUCCCCGACGAGGACGGAUUUGAUGAUAUGGAUAGCAUCUAUGCAUCUCCACCAGACUUUCAGAGAAUGAAACAGAGAGACAAGAUAAGAGGGCUUCACUUGCUCGAGCACUUUGUGAAUCAAUGCCAUCAACUGGAGAUAAAAUGUGAAGCAUGGAUUAAACAAGGGGAUCCAAAGGAAGUCAUCUGCAGCGAGGUGAAGAGAGUUCAACCAGAUCUUCUAGUUGUGGGAAGUAGGGGCCUUGGACCAUUUCAGAGGGUUUUCGUGGGCACAGUGAGCGAGUUCUGUGUUAAGCAUGCCGACUGUCCAGUCAUCACCAUCAAACGGAAGGCCGAUGAAGCACCGCAGGACCCUGUUGAUGAUUGAUCCCUUCAAUGUCAUACUUGAGAAUGAGAUAUUCUUCACUGCUCAAUGGGUUUAAUGUACAAAAUACAAUAUGGUAGUAGUGCUUGGAACUAGUACAAAUCUUUGCCCAGUCCACCCCAAAACUAGAGUGAAGAUGAAGAACACUAUUGCGACAAGAGGUUGUAUCCUAUAUGAGAUACAUCCAAGUUUGUUAUGAACCUAAGCUACCUUGAUGAUGAAUCACGUACUGGGCUUCGCAGAAAUGAAUGUUCCACCUCUUAUCUGCC
This is a messenger RNA of Oryza sativa Japonica Group (Japanese rice), 895 nucleotides long. RefSeq names its product universal stress protein A-like protein. Gene Ontology annotation, molecular function: AMP binding. The record is from RefSeq and is a predicted model, not a curated record. NCBI's taxonomy places the organism in Eukaryota, Viridiplantae, Streptophyta, Magnoliopsida, Poales, Poaceae.